AAAAAGAACUAAAAAAACCCACCAUUCCAACGACUGAAGACAACAAUCACCAACUCAAAAGUAAAAAUCCAGCAUUUUCCGAUGGACCAGCCGCCGCACGUACUGAUGUUCCCACUGCCAAUGCAAGGCCCCCUAAACGCCACCCUCAAACUCGCCCACCUCCUCUGCCUCGGUGGCCUCCACAUAACCUUCCUUCUCACCCACCACAUCCACGCCCGCCUCCUCCGCCACUCCAACAUCCAAUCCUACCCCGCCUUCCGCAUCCGUACCAUCUCAGACGGAUUGCCGGAAAACCACCCCCGCGGCGCCGACAAUUACUUGGAGCUGUUCGAAUCUUUGAGGACCAAGACUCCACCUUUAUUCAAGCAAUUGCUGCAGACCGGCACUCCGAUUUCGUGCGUUAUUGCAGAUGGGGUGCUGGGAUUCACUUUCGACGUCGCUAAUGAGAUCGGAAUCCCUAUUUUUGAUGUCAGGACUCUCAGCCCUGCUUGCCUUUGGAUCUUCUUUUCCCUUCCUAACCUUAUUCAUUCUCGAGACCUUCCUUUCAAAGGAGAUGAUUUGGAUGUAAUGGUGAAGGGUGUGCCCGGCAUGGAAAGGUAUCUCAGGCGCCGAGACCUUCCAAGUUUUUGUCGCUCCGGUGACUUGGAUAAUCCCAGCAUUAGAUUUUAUCAGACGGAAACCAUACAAAAUCCCCGAGCCUGUGGUCUCAUACUGAACACAUUUGAUGAACUCGAUGCCCCAAUUCUUUCCGUGAUGCAUAAUAUCUGUCCCAAUAUUUACACUAUUGGACCACUGCACGCACAUCUCAAGGCCAAAUUAGCUGCCGCUUCAUCACCCCUACCUACAUUCUCCAAUAACUUAUGGGAAGAAGAUAGAUCCUGCUUGACAUGGCUCGACUCUCAACCGCUCAAGUCUGUGCUCUAUGUGAGCUUCGGGAGUCUGGCUAUAGUAAACAAGGAUCAACUGAUGGAGUUUUGGCAUGGUUUGGUGAAUAGUGGUCAAAGAUUCCUGUGGGUGAUGAGGCCUGAUUCUGAGGCUGGGGAGAGUCAGAUUCCGGUGGAACUAUCACAAGGUACUAAGGAGAGGGGAUAUAUCGUUGGUUGGGCACCUCAAGAAGAGGUGUUGGCUCAUCCCGCUGUUGGAGGGUUCUUGACGCACGGUGGGUGGAACUCCACGCUCGAGAGCAUACAUGAAGGGGUGCCUAUGAUUUGCUGGCCUUAUUUCGUCGACCAACAGAUCAAUAGCAGGUUGGUCGAGGAGGAAUGGAAGCUUGGUUUCGACAUGAAAGAUAUUUGUGAUAGAAGUGUGAUUGAGGAAAAGAUUAGAAAUGUUAUGGAGACGAGAAAAGAUGGGUUAUCGAAGAGCAUUGAGCACAUGGCAAAUCUAGCAAAGAGAUCUCUGAGUGAAGGUGGAUCGUCUUACACUCACUUGGAACGUCUGAUUCAAGACAUUAAAACUAAGUGCAAGCGUGGCAGGGUAGAUGACUCAUCUAGAAAUGAAAUUCUAUGACCAAAACUAUGUGCAAGGAAAUUGUCAU
Molecule: messenger RNA, 1537 nt
Organism: Salvia hispanica
Lineage: Eukaryota; Viridiplantae; Streptophyta; Magnoliopsida; Lamiales; Lamiaceae
Product: 7-deoxyloganetic acid glucosyl transferase-like
Molecular function (GO): quercetin 3-O-glucosyltransferase activity; quercetin 7-O-glucosyltransferase activity
Source: RefSeq, a predicted model, not a curated record